AUGGUUCAAGGUGGAAUUAAUAAUAUUCCCUCGGCUCCUGUUAACCAACUUCAGACAUCCCAAUCUCUGAAUACUUCUGCUUCUGAAAAUGUUAAGCCGUCACCAAUUAAUGGAGAAUCAAAUCCCGGGACACAUGCUCAAACCGCGAAUCAGAGUGCUCUUGAUGGGCAAUUCGCUCAGACUGGUAUAAACCCGCCGCAAGUCCUCCAGCCGAUCACCGUAAAUGUCCCCGAAUUAAGUGGGUCAGUAUCACAGAACGGGGGUCAGUUGAUAUCACAAACCACAUCGAAUCUCGAUGCUAUAGCUGCCCUUCUAAACGGGUAUAGCACAGUGAUGCAAAACAUCGGAAUGAACGGCGUUUUAUCUAAUGGACAGUCCCUUUUGGCUCCAAGUGUGCUCCCUCAACAACUCGUGACUGCUCAAAAUGGCCAGAACUCUUGCUCCGGUUCCUUGACUCCUUCUACACCUAAUUCGAAUAAUCACCAAAACCAGUCAAAUUGGAACGGGAACGGAGUUGCAUCGAGUACCCUACCCGGGUCGGUACCAUUGUUUGGGUCUGCUUUGAGUCUAUUGCCUAAUCAGCAGACUGCGACCACACCGAAUCCUUUCUGUUCUCUGGAUCCAAACCUCUUUCAACUGAUUUCCACUCAGCACAAUAUCCAACAGGCUCUCCUCCUCCAACAUCAACAACAACAAUCCAUCGUCUCUCAAUACGCAGCUCCUUUUCCCGCCUUUCCUCUGUUUCCUUCUGCCCCCGGUACGCCUCUGGCAGCCAAUGGACACCUUGCCCAACUGUCAAUUGGUGGUGGAUCAUCCGUCUUUCCUGCCCUGAAUUUAGGUGAGUUUCUUAAACAUUCGGGCAUUGGUUAUCUGGGGAAAAAAGCUCGAGUUCAAGUGGUGUUUCUCUUUCCAGCUGGCAUUUCUAAUCUUGGAGGGGUUAGCCAUCAUUCUAAUGGAAAUAGUGAGCAAAUGAUUACAGGACCUGAAGGCUGCAAUCUCUUCAUUUACCACUUGCCUCAGGAUAAAACAGAUUCUGACCUAGUUGAUCUCUUUUCCCCCUUUGGAAAUGUUCUGAGCGCAAAGGUCUAUAUUGAUCGUGUCACUGGCCAAAGUAAAUGUUUCGGUUUCGUGAGCUAUGACAACCCCAUUAGUGCUCGUGACGCCAUCAGUCAAAUGAAUGGUUAUGCGAUUUGUCAGAAGAGACUGAAGGUCCAGUUGAAGCGGUCGAAAGGUAACCAUUGCUAA
This is a messenger RNA of Rodentolepis nana, 1245 nucleotides long. The record is from the annotation of a GenBank genome assembly. NCBI's taxonomy places the organism in Eukaryota, Metazoa, Platyhelminthes, Cestoda, Cyclophyllidea, Hymenolepididae.